GUCAGCCCACACCGAACCGAUUUAAAACGUCAGUGCUUUACAUUUGAACUCACGGGCCGCCCAAAGCACGGUUCUUCAGUAUCAUACACUGUUACCUUCAGAUCAGGAAAGGAGGAGCCAUGGAAAUGGGCAAACGAGCACUUCUCAACUUCCGAUGGCCAUCUCAUCUAUCAGUCAUCAGAACCAUUGGAUGACAACUUGACAUGGUAUCUUGAAAAUCUUCCACCAUUUCUCACUGUCUCAAAGGAGCAAAGUGACACACCUAAUACUCAACUAUGGGACAUCUCCUACCCAAUCGGAGCAGCCUCUAGCAAAACACCUGGUCAAUCACGCGAAAAACUGGGCAAGCCCACGAACCUCUCUCGGUGGUUUGCGGCAAUUCGCCUGUGGGCUCCGUGGAUUGCACCUAGACAAGGCAAAGAUCGCUUCCAGCCUGACAAAGAGGCCAUUUUGGCUGCAUUUGAGCGACAUGACGGGUCACACUUGGUGAUUCUAGCAAUCAGUGGAGUUGGGGAUAUUCUCACUACCCUCAAUCACGAUGGCGCUGGAAAUAUCGUAAUGAAUUCCACAAACGAUGCCGACAAGGAUGGAACUGUUCGCCUUGUUGCUACGGUUGGCAAGAAUGUGGAAGAUGCAAUUGCUGCCUCAAUGUACUAUGCACGCAGGCUUGUAAUGGCUUACGAAGAGUCUACUGGGCAAAUUGAUGAGGAGACAAAGGCUCUGGUCGACGACUUCAAGCCCCAAUGGCUGGAGAACUGGUACGACGGAUUGUCAUACUGUACUUGGAAUGGACUGGGUCAAAAACUCACAGAGGAUAAAAUCUUUGACGCAUUGGAAUCUCUGCAAAAGAACGAGAUCAAUAUCAGCAACCUUAUCAUCGACGACAACUGGCAGUCAUUGAACACAGAAGGUGGCGACCAGUUCGACAACGCAUGGAUGGAGUUUGAAGCCAACAAGAAUGGCUUUCCCCGCGGUCUCAAGGCUACAGUAGGCCAUAUCCGAGACAAGUACAAGCACAUCAAACACGUCGCAGUCUGGCAUGCCAUGUUCGGCUACUGGGGUGGUGUAGCCCCCGAAGGACGUAUCGCAAAAGAGUACAAGACGACAACCGUCAAACUCAAAGACGGAGUCUCGGGUGGCGAGAUCGUAGUAGUUGCCGAAGAGGACGUCGACCGCUUCUACAAAGACUUUUACCAAUUCCUAUCUUCCUGCGGAGUCGACUCCGUAAAGACAGACGCCCAAUUCUUCCUCGACGAACUCCAAGACGCAGACGACCGCCGCAAACUAGUCAAGUCCUUCCAAGACGCCUGGUCCAUCGCCCAACUCCGCUACUUCUCCGCCCGAGCAAUAUCCUGCAUGUCGCAAGCACCCCCUUUAAUCUUCCACUCCCAACUUCCCUCCAACAAACCCCGCAUGCUCCUCCGCAACUCGGACGACUUCUUCCCCGAAGUCCCCGCCAGCCACCCCUGGCACAUCUUCUGCAACGCCCACAACUCGCUCCUCACACAAUACCUCAACAUCCUCCCAGACUGGGACAUGUUCCAAACAAGCCACGACUACGCCGCUUUUCACGCCGCAGGCCGCUGCGUCUCCGGCGGCCCCAUCUAUAUCACUGACGUCCCCGGUCACCACGAUAUCAACCUCAUUUCUCAAAUGACGGGUAACACCCCACGCGGCGACACCGUCAUCCUGCGUCCCCACACCGUCGGCAAAAGCACUUCGGCAUACAAUGCCUACGACGACGCUGUCUUGCUUAAAGUAAGCACGUACGUCGGUAGAGCACACACCGGCGUGUCUAUCCUAGGUAUCUUCAACUGCACUCCCAAACCCGUCUCGGAAAUCAUCGCCCUCGACGCUUUUCCCGGUGCCGAAAAGGGAACCUACGUCAUCCGCUCGCAUACAGACGGUCAGGUCAGCAAGCCCACCAGUGUAGCUACAAACGCCGCCUUUGUACAUCUCGAUGUCGCAGUGCGCGGCUGGGAGAUUCUUUCAGCGUUCCCGCUGCAAUCGUUUACGCUGGAGCGCAGCGAGCAUCUUCGAGCUGGCGGUCCAAAACACAUUAGUGUGGCGAACCUGGGGGUCCUGGGUAAAAUGACGGGCGCGGCGGCGAUUAUCAACUCGGAUUCGUAUGUCGAGCGCAGUUCGGGGCGCUUGAGGGUUUGGUCCAGUUUGAAGGUUUUGGGCACGUUUGGAUUGUACGUCUCGGAUCUCCCUAGUCGCUCGAUCGAAAAUGACUUUUUCGCGGUACUGUUUGGACGCCCGAUCCCCCUGCAUUGUGUCAGUGUGAGUAAAGGGUGCGAGAAUGUGCUUGAGAUUGAUACGGUGAGGGCGUGGAAGGAGACGGAUUCGAAGGCUGGGUGGAGCAAUGAGGUUGUUGUUGAGGUGUUUAUUCGGUGA
This is a messenger RNA of Bipolaris sorokiniana ND90Pr, 2397 nucleotides long. Its product is annotated as glycoside hydrolase family 36 protein. The annotation marks the transcript as partial. NCBI's taxonomy places the organism in Eukaryota, Fungi, Ascomycota, Dothideomycetes, Pleosporales, Pleosporaceae. The transcript has 3 exons. The record is from RefSeq and is a predicted model, not a curated record.